AUGGGUUCUAUCAGCAACGGCACGACCGGCCAUGCCUUGGAUCUGACCGUCCUAGGCCUGAACAGUGGGACGUCGAUGGAUGGCAUCGACUGUGCCCUUUGUCGCUUCCGUCAGGAGACUCCCGAGUCGCCUAUGCACUUUGAGCUGCUCAAGUAUGGAGAGAUCCCGCUGGAGCCAGUUAUCAAGAAGCGGGUGAUGAACAUGAUCCUGCACAACCAAACCUCGCCAUCCGAGUUGUCAGAGGUGAACGUCAUCCUGGGCGAGACAUUUGCGUCGGCAGUGCACCAGUUCUGCAAGGACUAUGAGGUUGACAUUGGCUCGAUUGAUGUGUUGGGCUCCCACGGCCAGACGAUCUGGCUGCUGUCCAUGCCCGAGCCAGGCGAGACUCGCAGCGCCCUGACAAUGGCCGAGGGCUCCUUCCUGGCCUCCCGCACUGGUAUCACUUCAGUGACUGACUUCCGCGUGAGCGAUCAAGCCGCCGGACGCCAGGGCGCUCCGCUCAUUGCCUUUUUUGACGCGCUGGUGCUACACCACCCAACCAAGUUACGUGCCUGCCAGAACAUCGGCGGCAUCGCAAACGUGUGCUUCAUCCCGCCAGACAACCAAGGGGGCGUAGACGAGUGCUACGACUUUGAUACUGGCCCCGGCAAUGUCUUUAUCGAUGCCGUGGUACGCCAUUAUACGAAUGGCGAGCGCGAGUAUGACAAAGAUGGCGAGAUGGGCGCGCGUGGUACCGUCGACCAGGAGCUUGUCGACGACUUCCUCCGCCACCCGUACUUUGCCCUCGAGCCGCCGAAAACGACCGGCCGCGAAGUCUUCCGCGAUACGCUCGCGCACGACCUCAUCAAGAAGGCGGAGGCGAAGGGUCUGAGUCCGGACGACGUCGUGGCCACGAUUACCCGGGUUACCGCCCAGGCGAUUGUGGAUCACUACCGUCGCUAUGCCCCCAAAGGCUUGGAGAUUGCCGAGAUCUUCAUGUGCGGUGGCGGCGCGUAUAACCCCAACAUCACGGCCUUUAUCCAGAAGCACUACCCCAAUACCCGCAUUAUGAUGCUGGAUGAGGCCGGUAUUCCCGCCGGUGCAAAGGAGGCUAUCACCUUCGCCUGGCAGGGUAUGGAGGCGGUGGUGGGCCGCUCCAUUCCCGUCCCCACACGCGUCGAGACUCGUCAAGAGUAUGUGCUUGGAAAGGUUUCUCCGGGCAAGAACUACCGCAAGGUCAUGCGCCAAGGUGUGCUUUUCGGUGCUGGUCGCGAUCAUCUCUCCCCGGUGAAGGAGCUGGUCAACUAUGUCGAUGGCAAGGUUUUCAACAACAAGUGGUAG
Messenger RNA from Penicillium canariense, 1320 nucleotides. RefSeq names its product UPF0075 domain protein. Gene Ontology annotation, biological process: peptidoglycan turnover; amino sugar metabolic process. The record is from RefSeq and is a predicted model, not a curated record. Gene Ontology annotation, molecular function: phosphotransferase activity, alcohol group as acceptor; ATP binding. NCBI's taxonomy places the organism in Eukaryota, Fungi, Ascomycota, Eurotiomycetes, Eurotiales, Aspergillaceae. The transcript is spliced from 3 exons. The coding region runs from base 1 to 1320 and encodes 439 amino acids.